Cryptomeria japonica (Japanese cedar) is the source of this 2229-nucleotide messenger RNA. Its product is annotated as protein SUPPRESSOR OF npr1-1, CONSTITUTIVE 1. The record is from RefSeq and is a predicted model, not a curated record. Bases 1 to 2229 code for a protein of 742 amino acids. Lineage: Eukaryota; Viridiplantae; Streptophyta; Pinopsida; Cupressales; Cupressaceae. The transcript has 6 exons.
AUGGAUAUCUUAAAUAAAUCUAAUAAUAGUCCGAUCAUCGUGACAACCCGUGAUGCUGGGGUUCUUAUAACAGCAGGGAUUGCUGCUGGUUAUAAUUUAAAAGGAAUGGAUAGACAUAAUGGCAGAGAACUUUUCUGCUGGCAUGCUUUCGACCAACCCAAUCACUCUAGCAGUAUAGCCGAAAGAGUAUGGGAGGGAUCAGGAUGGAACGGUCAACAUGCCCUGGAAACACUCAAAGACAAAUGUCUUGUAGAACUAGAAGGAAUAAAAAAUGAUGAAUUGAGAAUGCAUGACCACCUUAGGGACUUGGGAAGAGAAAUGGCACCUGAAUUCGGUCCUCCUCAUCGUCUGUGGCGUCCUGCAGAUCUGAAAUAUUUGGAAUUAGGGGGUUUCAAAAAAAUUCUUGCCAAAACCGAUGUCCGGUGUUUCCAUUCCAUUUUCGACAAGUCCAUGGAUUCUCACAUUACAUUCUUCCUAGGCCAGUCAGACAUUUGUUUUGAUACGUUGCCUUCCUUACUGUGGCUGCAGCUUGAUGGGAGUUCAAAAGAACUGCCAAGCAUUCCUUCAUGGAUUCCUCUUCAAAAUUUGCGUUAUUUGAAAAUCCACUUUGGACAAUUCAAAACGUUGUGGGAGAAUAGUAGACAGGCACCCUCCCACUUGAAAGAGCUGCUGAUUUCUCAAACCUCUUUGAAGGAGUUCCCAAAUUUUUCAGAAAUAUCAGAUAGUUUAGAAAAUGUGUUCUUAGAAAAUAAGGGAAAGUCCGGGACAUCUGAUCUUACAAAUCUUGUGCUGUUAAAUAUUACUGAUUGCCCAGAGUUUGUGAAGUUUUGUCUCUGGGGUAUGAAGUGUCUACAGAGGAUAACAUUUCACAGAAAUGUGAAAGUGAAAUAUUUUGUGUUGGUUGGUUGUCCAAAUUUGAAAAAGGUAUGUUUUGGUUAUGAAAAACUCAUAAAAUUAAGCAUCCGUGACUGUCCAGAGCUUGAGAAAUUGUCAGAUUUUAGAGGUUCAAGUUGCUUGGAGAGGAUUAUAAUUGAUGGGUCUAGGAAGCUCCAUUGUCUUCGAUUGGUUGGUUGUCAAAAUUUGAAAAGCGUGUCAGGUAACUUUGAGCUUAUAGAGUUAUUCAUUAAUGACUAUCCUAAGCUUGAGGAGUUGCCAUGUUUUGCUAGAGUGGAGCAAAUUGAGAUUUAUUCUUGUGAAAAGCUACAGAAUAUUAUUCUACCAAGAACACUCAUCAGACUGUCCCUGCUACGUUGCAGAGAAUUGAAAAGGGUCCCAGGAAUCGGUGAUCAUAUGAAGCUUACAGAGCUGACUAUUAGUGAGUGUCUUGAGCUUGAGGAGUUUUCAAGUCUUUCCAGACUGAGCUGCUUGGAGAAAAUUGAGAUUGACUCUUGUGAGAAGCUACAGAACAUUACCCUGCCAACAACACUCAUCAGUCUCACCCUGAUAUGUUGCAAAGAAUUACAAGGAAUGGCUGGAAUCGAUGACCUUACAAAGCUUACACGGCUGAUUAUUAGACAAUGUGCCGAGCUUGAGGAGUUGCCAAGUCUUUCCCGACUAAGCUACUUGGAGGAUAUUGAGAUUGAUUCCUGUGAGAAACUACAGAACAUUACAUUGCCAACAGCUCUCGAAGUAAUAGCAAUUGGUGAUCUCACAAAGCUUAGAGAGCUGAUUAUUAGUGAGUGUCCUAAGCUUCGGGAGUUGCCAAAUCUUGCCACACUGAGCUGUUUGAAGAAAUUUGAGAUUAAUCAUUGUGAGAAGAUAGAUAACAUUAUGCUGCCAACGACUAUCAUCAGUCUAUCUGUACGAAGUUGCAGAGAUUUGCAAAGAGUAGCAGGAACCGCUGAUCUUACAAAGCUUACAAAGUUGUACAUUAAUGACUGCCCUAAGCUUGAGGAGUUGCGAAGUCUUGCCAGUGUGAGCUGCUUGAAGUGGGUUGUAAUUAAGAGCUGUGAGAAGUUUGUGCCAUCAGAUUAUAUCCUUGUGAUUGGAAAAGCAGUGGAUGGAGCGGAGUCAACGUUAAACGAAUAUCUAUUUUCUGAUGCUGAUCUUGGCAUCCAAGCAGUCACUGAAAUUGGUACUCACAAAACUGCUCUCAAGGAAAUGUCAGCCAUUGGAUGCACUGUGAUUAUUGUUGAUAGCUGCACUUUGGUAGAGGAUAUAAAUAAAUCACUUCACAUUGCCCCCUUGAUUAUGGCAGCGCAGUUGAAUUGCGUGAGGGAGAAUGGGUAA